GAUGCUGUGGCCGAUGCUAUGGUUUCGUUUGACCCACUCGCUGUAAAAUAAAAUUAUAUUCCGUGCUUAAAUUUGUUUGGAUAUUCCAAACGAACGAACUAUGCGAUCGGAACGUCACAACAGCUGACGAACAAACAAAUAGUGAUUAUCAGGCCGUGUGUGGAGGUUUGGGGAUAAGCUGAUUGUGCCGGUUGAACGUUUUCGGUCGAAAGCAAGCAGCAACCAUUGGAAAGAGUUUGGCAAUCCGAUUUAGGCGCAUCAGUAGGGGUGCCACAGGAUAAUUGCCAGAAGCCUCAAAAUGCGUCGCUUCCGUACAUGUUUUCCGGCGGUACCGCGUGAACUGCUCAACUGGUUCCCGGGCCAUAUGGGAAAGGGCAUGAAGCAGAUGCAACAGAAACUGAAGCAGAUCGACUGUGUGAUCGAGGUGCACGAUGCACGUAUUCCGCUAACCGGCCGCAACAAAGACUUUCGCACCACGGUUAGCGGUAUCAAGCCACACAUCCUUGUGCUCAACAAGCAGGAUCUGAUCGAACGGCGGACUGCAGAUGCGAUACUGCAACGGUUGAGGCAGCAGGACGGCGAAACGGAGAACAUUAUUUUCACCAAUUGCAAAAACCAGAACUGCAGUGGUGUGAGGCGGGUGGUUCCGCUCGCUCAGGAGCUCAUCUGCGGCUCGGACAGGUACAAUCGCGCCACGGAGAAGGAUUUCUGCAUCAUGAUCAUCGGCGUGCCAAACGUGGGCAAAUCGUCCCUGAUUAAUGCGUUGCGGAACCGGCACCUCCAUCGGAAGGGUGCUAGCCAGGUCGGUGCGUUGGCCGGAGUAACGCGGAGCGUCCUGAACCGUAUUCGAAUCAGCCAAGACCCAUCGGUUUACCUGCUCGACACGCCCGGCAUUCUGCAGCCGAACAUCGGCGACACAGAGACGGGGCUCCGGCUGGCAUUGGUAUCGUGCUUGCAGGAUCAUCUCGUUGGCGAGGAGCUAAUCGCGGACUAUCUGCUUUAUUUGCUUAACAAGCAGCAGAAUUUCCGGUACGUCGAACUGCUUGGCCUAACUGAACCGACCGAUUCCAUUGCGGAGGCCCUAGUUGGCGGCGCCGUGCAUCAUGGCAAAACGAUCCGCAUGAAGCAGCUGGACGGCACAGUGGCCAUCCGGCCCGAUGUCGUCGCAGCGGCCAAGCUGAUGCUCAAGGCCUUUCGCACCGGUGCGCUCGGGAGGAUAAUGCUGGAUGAAGAUAAAAUUAACGUGAGAUAGUAGUGUUGGUGCCCUAUUGUGUGCUUGGUAGAGUGUGAACAUGUAGGAAUAAAACAAACUAUAGAAGGAAUAUAGAAACGUAGCAUAAUUAAAUCCGCCUG
Molecule: messenger RNA, 1353 nt
Organism: Anopheles darlingi
Lineage: Eukaryota; Metazoa; Arthropoda; Insecta; Diptera; Culicidae
Product: mitochondrial GTPase 1
Exons: 3
Coding region: 299-1252 (317 amino acids)
Cellular component (GO): mitochondrion
Molecular function (GO): GTPase activity; GTP binding
Source: RefSeq, a predicted model, not a curated record